Messenger RNA from Notolabrus celidotus (New Zealand spotty), 5662 nucleotides. It is a transcript of the gene lingo3a, whose product is annotated as leucine rich repeat and Ig domain containing 3a. The record is from RefSeq and is a predicted model, not a curated record. Gene Ontology annotation, cellular component: plasma membrane. The transcript is spliced from 2 exons. Gene Ontology annotation, molecular function: protein binding. Lineage: Eukaryota; Metazoa; Chordata; Actinopteri; Labriformes; Labridae. The coding region runs from base 630 to 2468 and encodes 612 amino acids.
AACAGCACAGAUGAGCCCCAAUGAAUAGCAGCCAGGUCCUCUUUCAACACACUGUAGCGCGUACACACUGUAGCGCGCGACGCUCCACAUCCCAUAAACACACACACACACACGCACACAAAUGCCAACACACUCAUACACAUGCAAUCCAAUAACGAGAGCUCCGUCUGUCCGAACUGCCUUCUGCCUCUGGUGGCAGCCCUCACUGCCUCUACGAGACACAGAGCCGGGAGCCCACUGGGAGAGGAGCUCCUGCUGCCUUCACAGCACAGAGGAGGAGAGCCAGGGAGCUCAUUUAUAACGCGGUAGAUAAUUCAACAGCAGCUCUGGGUGGAGAAAAGAAAGAGGAGGGAAGGUGAGUGAAUGCAGUCCAGUCCAGUCACUGUUGCUACUGCUGCUACUGUAGGAGGAGGAAGAAGAGGAAGAGGUAGAGGAAGCUCAGUGUCUGGAGAAGCUGGAGGUGCAGCAUUAUCCUGCAAAGACCCAGCUGGAGCAGACUGCAAGCAGUGAUCACAGCACCUCCUCCAGGCUUACAGAUGUGGACGGAGCACAGUGCAAGUUCUAGUCCUGGGUGUCUGGCCCAGUGAUUGAACCCCAGACAGGAACAGGAGGAAACAGAAGUAAGAAGAAUGGCCAUGGGAAUGUGCCUGGGCCUGGAUGUAGGUUGGCUCCUGCCAUUCCUGUUCUGGCUGCUAAUGAUCGGGGUAUCGCCUACACAUGGUCAGGGAUGUCCACAGCGCUGUGAUUGCAUCGCCAAACUCAAAACGGUGUCCUGCAAUGGUAAACGCUUGUCUGCAAUACCAGAGGGCAUCCCCCUGGACACCAAGAUCCUGGACCUUGGUGGGAACAGACUUCGGUGGGUUGAGCAUGGUGACUUGCUCCCGUAUCAACGUCUAGAAAAGUUGGACUUGAGUGAAAACAUGAUAAGCGUGCUGGAGCCCAAUGCUUUUUCUAGCCUUCAGAACCUGCAGAUGCUUUCCCUAAGGGGGAACCAGCUGAAACUUGUCCCAAUGGCGGCUUUCUCUCGUCUCUCCAACUUAACUUCACUGGACUUAAGUGGGAAUAAGAUUGUAAUUCUUUUGGAUUUUACUUUCCAAGACCUAAGAAGUCUAAAAAACCUGGAAGUUGGAGACAAUGAUUUGGUUUAUGUUUCCAACAAGGCCUUUUUGGGUCUGGUCGGGCUGAGGGAGCUGACCAUUGAGAGGUGCAACCUGACUUCAGUGUCAGGCCAGUCUCUGUCUUACCUGCAUAACCUGGUGAAUCUGCGGCUCCGCUACCUCAGCAUCUCCAACUUAGAGGACCAGAACUUCCGAAAGCUGGGAAACCUGAGGGGCCUGGAGAUUGAUCACUGGCCCUUUUUAGAGUACAUUUCCCCUCACAGCCUGCAGGGUUUGAACUUAUCAUGGCUGUCUAUCACACACAGCAACAUCACCUCUGUGCCCACCUCUGCCCUGCGCAGCCUAGCUCAUCUCACUAGCCUCAACCUUUCCUACAACCCCAUCUCUGUGCUGGAGUCCUGGGCACUGAGGGACCUUGUCAGGCUGAAAGAGCUGCAUCUGGUCAACACUAACCUGGCAAUGGUGCAGCCAUACGCACUGGGUGGUCUCAGGCAAAUCCGCCUUCUUAACCUCUCCUCUAACAGCCUGAUAACCCUAGAGGAGGGAGCCUUCCAAUCUGUGAACACAUUGGAGACCUUGCGUUUGGAUGCAAACCCUCUGGCCUGCGACUGCCGCCUGCUGUGGAUCCUUCAACGCAGGAAGACCCUCAAUUUUGAUGGCGCUGCCCCAGUGUGUACAACGCCUGUGGAGGUGCAGGGACGGGCGCUUAACGCUUUCUCUGACUCUGCUCUCUUUGAUCACUUUACUUGCCAGAAGCCUAAAAUCCGCAACAGGAAGCUGCAGCAGAUUUCUGCACGAGAGGGGCAGGUGGUGUCGUUCAUUUGCAAAGCAGAAGGCGAGCCAGCACCAGUGAUAUUCUGGAUCUCUCCUCAACGCCGCCGCAUAACCACAAAGAGCAGCGGCCGCCUGACUGUGUUACCAGAAGGUACUUUAGAAAUACGGUACGCACAGGUGACAGAUAGUGGAACCUACAUCUGCAUAGCCAGCAAUGCAGGGGGGAAUGACACAUAUUUUGCCACUCUUACUGUCAGUGGGCUGCCACUAGAUGCAGCCCUCAUGGCAAACCGCACAUACUAUGCUGGGGACCUUAAUGACACAAAUCUAAAUGACACCAGAGUGUUCUUGAAGUUUACUCUGGACCUAAAAACCAUCCUCAUAUCCACAGCUAUGGGCUGUAUCAUGUUCCUUGGGGUGGUGCUCUUCUGUUUCAUCCUGCUGUUUGUGUGGAGUCGGGGGAGGGGGCAGCACAAGAACAAUUUCUCUGUGGAGUAUUCCUUCAGAAAGGUGGACGGACCUGCUGCCAGUGGAGGACAGGGUGGGGCACGCAAGUUCAACAUGAAAAUGAUUUGAUCAUCAGGAUUUGUUUGUUUUAUUAGUAUUCUUUCCCUGAAGCUUUUAAAAGCAGACUCAAGGACAUAAAGGGAAAAGACAUUGAAAUUGACCUUUUAAUGCAAAACACUUAAUUCAAUUAUUUAUAGGACAUUUUAAGGAGACUUGCUUUUGUUUUUGAAACUACUGUAUAUGUAUAGAAAAGAAAAAUCUAUAUGGGUUUGAUAUAUUUGUAUUGCUUUUUCGUGUGUGGUUGUAUUGUUGUGCAAAAGAAAUCUGGAUUAUAGCUGAAGAUGUCUAAACUGUUUAAUAGACUGUUAAAGGACCAAGCAACAAAAGCACUCAGAGUCCUACGAGUCUUUAACCUUGACAAAGCUCUUGCCAACUUCGUCCUUCCUCCCGACAAGGAAUUCUGUCCUCUUCAUGUUUAAAGGUCUUCACCUCUCUGCUCCAUCCAAGCUCUCCAGACUCAUGAAUACAUUACACAUGGGUGGUGCUCAGUGAAUGCCAAGGACUUGCCAUAAUACGUAUUUAAAUAGUUCCAGCUGUAUACUGCAAAUUCAGACUUAUCUACAGUCAAGACUUAAAAGCACUCUUAUGACAUAAAUAAAGAUCCUCUGCUUUUUUUGCUGAUGCUAGAUUUGUACAGAAUAUAUUAGAUACUAAGAGACUACUCUCUGCAACACUGCCAAUCUGACCGUAAAGCACCAUGUAAUAUCAAUGCAAUGCCAUUCUCACUAAAUACCACUUAAGGAUGGACUAAUUUUUUUAAACUCAAAAUGGGACUCUCCCUGAUAAACUACCCAGAACACAUCAUGUGGUGACAGACCCAUUGACUGCAUGUAAAGAUGGACAACGUGGCUUCACUCCUCCCAUUCUACACAAGGGAAGCCAAAAUUAAACCUUGUGUCGGGACUGACACAUAGGAGUUGGAGUUUAUUCCCUAGGGAUUGGCUGGUGGAGCUGUGGUAUUGGCACACGAUUUCCGCUAAUAAAAUCAGCUUAAUGGUAAAAUAGCAAAGAACCCUCAGGUCGGCACAGCGUAACAGCUUCUUGAGCCGAGGCGAUGCUCAAAGUUCAAAGUUCAAUGACUCUCGUGUUGGGGUUUGUUGUGUUUAUUCUUGCAGUUCUUCCCAUGUUCUGCUAAUCUGGUGUGCACAGCUCUGUAAUGGAGCCGACAGUCAUCAUGGUUUUACACCUCUUUUUUAUAGCAUCAGAUAACCAAUGAAAACUUAAUUUUCAGAGAAGUAAACACUUGGUCAUGAAUCAGGAAAAGAACUAACUACAUUGAGCAAGAGCAUGUUAAAAGAACAUUUCUUUCACACUGUACUUUGAUUUGAAGGUUUGACCCAUGUCCCAUCUGUUGAUAGGGAGGAUACGGGCUUUAUGACCCAUACUGCAGCCAGUCAGUAAUCCAAAUUCAGCUCAAAAUGUUUUGGCUUCACUUUUGGGGAUCUGUCAUGUCGUCUUUCUAUUUAUAUAAAGUCUAACAGGUCAAACAGAUGCACUCUUGCAGCACUUUGUUUUCCAUUGUUGUCUUCGUAUAAAGCAAACAUGUUCGCCUUUUUGGUCUAGAAAAAUGGAAACCUAAAAGAUGAACACUUGCUAAGUUGGCUUUAACGAUGUGUAUGAUUUUUUAAAUUCAAAAUUUGUUUGGGUGUAUUCAUCCCAAAGUUGGACUCCUCAUAAUGUACAAAUAGACUAUAAACUGUAUACGAUGUGUUAUAUAUUUUGUAAAUAUUGACAUACAAAUCCUUGUGGUUGUUUAUAAUACUGUUAUGUGACUUCUACUGUAAUUCUUCUCUUAAAUGCUCCCUUUUAAAGCAGUUACUACCAGUCCAGAGCCUUUUCACUUUCACCUUAAAAUGUCAUCAGAUAGAUAUUGCACUGAGACCCGCCUGCUCGCUCCCUGAGCUUACACACUAAAUCAUGAAGGGCAUUUAUGUCAGUUUUCAGAUCACUUGACUAUUUUUGGCUGUGAGUGACAGUGGGGAAGUUAGGCUGACCAGCAGGGGGAAGGAGUUAAGUGGGUUCUCAUCAGGACCUGGAUGUGUUCAAGACACGCAGGGAGAAAAUGCUAAUUUGAUAAAGACCUUGUAGACUGGAACAAAGGUCAGAAUGAAACUGAGUCAGAGAGAGCAGGGAGUCGAUGUAUUCAGGAAAGACACUGAGGCUGAAAUUCAUUAACACACAGUACAUGCCCCAUAAGACAGCUGUAUAACAUUUAGCAACCGUUUUAUAGAACUGCUUACUAAAGGUUUUUAUUUUGAUAAACUAAGCUUUAUGUAAUAGUCUAAUCUAAAAAAUGAUCAAGCUCUGAGAUGUGUUUCUGUACUCAGUUAAAGUAAAAACAAAACAGUUUUUUUUCUCAUGCAUUCAUGAAAACAGCUCCUGCAACAGGGAGUGUAAUACAAUGUCUUUGUAAAUGUAACAUGAAUUGGCAGUUGCAGCAAUUUCAAGCAUCACAGAGCAGAUUUGCCAGUUUUGGGCCAUCUGUUUUAGUGAAACCAGAAACCAAUUUCUGUCAUAAUUUGAAGAAAGAGUCAAAACAGAUAAACUUCUUUAACUUUCCUCUUCUCAGAGUUUGACUCACAAUUUGUAGGUUUAAGCUUUUCAAACAAACUACACCAGCUUAGAUUCAUCUCAGGCUGUCCAUCUUGAACCACAGCACCUCCAACAGUGUAACUCUGCUGCCCUCUGUGGGAUACAGAUGGUGCUGCAGUGUAACAUUUUACAGGGGAUUCAACCUUCCCAACCUUUCUACUUCAUGGUACACAAUACGAGUCCUGUGUUAACUAAUGUGGUGUUCAUUUUCAUCAACAUAUACAUUGCACAUCAGAUUUUACAUUAAAGGUAUCAUUAAUUAACAAAAAGGGAUUUCUGGUAAUGAACUGCAGAUAUGUAACCUCACUGAUCUGACCUCUCCAUUGCAGAAAUGUAAACAAACAGUUGAUGUUUUCAUUAAACUUCACUAAAUCCAUCUUGUAAAUAUGAAAGCCAUGGUGUCUGGAAAUUGUGCUAGACUGUUUUGUAUUGUAUUGUUUUAUAAAAAAUGAAGCACACUGUUUAUAAAGCAUGCUGUAUUAUCUACGAUGAUGAUGUCUUGUCUCUUGUCCCAUUUUUAUAGCAGUCUUCUGGUCACUGGAGCUUUAUGGUGGCAGUCUGAGAAGUUGAUUGAGAGUCUACAAUAAACCUGUGACCCCGUCACUGUGAAA